AUUACCGAACAAGCGGUUGAGGAAAACUCCCCGGCUUCCCUCUUCCAUCCUCGUAUCCCCGAAUCGAACAAACCGUUCUGCGUUCCCUCCUUCUCUUGUCUCUGUAACGGUUACCGGAAAUUAACGACCGCCUCCAUAUCAUCUGCUUCCGAAGCAAUGUCCGACGCUUACUGGAGAUACGCCGACCCCCGGCAGCCUCCGCAUCCGUCGUCGCAGCAACCGCAACAUCAACAGCAACAGCAGCCCCAGCACCAGCAGCAGCCUCCGAUGUCUUCUUUCGUCGGGAAACGCCCACGUACAGGCGAAUAUGAUGGUCCUGGUGGGCGUGAUCUCAUCAAUUACUAUGGCCGUGAAGAUGAAAGAAGUGGUGGUGGUGGUGGUGGUGUUCGAGUAAUUAGAGAUACAGAUGCCCUUGGAUCAUCUUAUGACCGUUAUCUACGCAGUAUGCAAGCUUCGUCAUAUGGUGGUGGUAAUGGACAACCUGCAAGAUCCAUGGGUACAGGUAUGGGAAGCAUGGAGCCUGGGGGUGCUCCAAUGAGUGACAGAAACCUUGGAUUCGGAGGUGGAAGGAGUGAUCUUUCCCUCCCUCCUGAUGCUAGCAGUACGCUGUAUGUAGAGGGUUUGCCCUCUGAUUGUACGAGGCGCGAAGUUUCUCGUAUCCUUUUAACUUUGCUUUUGUGAUUGUAUUUCAAGGUUGUAUUGCAACGAUAUAUUUCUAUUUCGUAACUCCUUGAUCUAAGUUGACAGAUAUAUUCCGGCCUUUUGUUGGUUACAAAGAAGUUCGACUAGUGAGCAAGGAGUCGAGACGUCCUGGGGGAGAUCCAUUGAUCCUCUGCUUUGUUGACUUCAUGAGUCCUGCCCAUGCUGCCACCGCUCUGGAUGCCUUGCAAGGUAAAGCAUCCUUAUCAUGCAUUAUGUUAGCAUCAAAGUCAUCCUCAUUUGUGUUGUUUUCCCUCUUAAUAGUUGCCCCAUUUUCAAUUGUUUUCUUGUGGAUUCAAGUGGUACCAUUUAGAUUGGUUCCUGCUUCAGAUAUGGAUAUUCCAUUAUGCUCAACAUACCAAAACCUGAGUGUCAAAUUGAUAACAAUGGUAGAUUGUCUUGCUAAGUGGGGCUUUAUCUGGUUGUCCGCUUGCGAACUCAACUGAGCUUGAACAUUUUUCGCAACACCAAAGCGACUGGUCAUUUUAUACCCAAAUCGUCCUCGGUGUCCUUUCGCUUGUGGGAAGGAUCGAAUGGUUGGCUCCUCAAUUCUUACGUGUGUGCGAACUGGUUUAAUGUUCGUGCAGUACGUUCAGUGCAGUAUGUUUCUGAGUGCUUAUUUUGCGGUGAAUGAAUUCUUACAUCGCUCGAAACCGUCAGCGGUCAUCCUGCGUGCGUAAAUAGUCGAGCUCGCUUUUUGCAGGUUAUAUGUUUGAUGAGCACGAUCAUGAUUCGCUUCAGUUAAGGUUGCAAUUUGCUCGCUAUCCUGGUGCGAGAUCAGGUAGCGGGCAUCGUGGCAAGCGUUGAGUGACACGAUGAUUUUGCCAGGUGACUAGUGCUUACUAAUCCCGCUCGACCUCUUACUACUGUUCAUGCGGUCGUCAAUUAAGUAACAAUGGAUUCGGCUAAAAUCAUCCAACCGUCUAUGUAGGAUUUGGCUAAACGACAGCCUCACUUCGAGUAUUAUGUGAUUGCCCUAAUGGAUGCUUUCACUAGGUCGAUAAACUCGAUUAUGCGUCUUCGCAGCGCAGGCGGAUGCAGACCCCUUACCUUGUCUGUUGAGAGAGUUGGAAAGUUUACGCUUUGAAUAAUGAUCUAGAGUUCUUACAAAAUUCUGGUGGAUUUGUUGUUCCUUAUUUCGCCGGUGCGGUGAAUGUUUGUUUAUGUAUUGAUAUUUACCAAUGGGAGGUGAUCUUAGGGAGUGAUGUACUUAUUCAUGCUUAGCUCAUAUCUCAGAGAGUGUACGGAGAGUGAGUGAUGUAUACUACUAUAAGCUGCCUGCCUAUGGAUCUUAUGUUUGUGCUAUUCUAUCGAUGUUAACCCUUUCUUUACUAAGAAUUAUCCAGAAAUUCAGU
Molecule: messenger RNA, 2054 nt
Organism: Linum tenue
Lineage: Eukaryota; Viridiplantae; Streptophyta; Magnoliopsida; Malpighiales; Linaceae
Source: the annotation of a GenBank genome assembly